AUGGAAGUGGGACGCUCACAAGCUGGAAUUCAACUUUGCCAUCGCAAGUAUGCACUGGACAUACUCUCUGAAACAGGCCUAUUGGCAUCCAAGCCUUUUCCCUUGCCGAUGGAACCUAACAUCAAACUCAAAAAGGAUGAAGGUGAAGUCUUUCAUGAUCAUGCACUCUACCAUAAAUUGGUUGGUAAGCUUCUUUAUCUAACCAACACAAGGCCAUAUUUAAGUUAUAGUGUUAAUAUAUUUAGUCAAUUCAUGGAAAACCCACGAGUUCCUCAUUAUGAUGCCAUCGUUAAAGUUUUCAAGUAUGUCAAAAGUAAACCAGGACAAGGAAUUUUCUUCCCUACCAAUUCAACGUUGGAGCUCGUCGCUUACUCAGAUGCUAAUUGGGCCAACUGCCCAGACACACAAAGAUCGACCACUGGAUUUUGUGUGUUUGUUGGCAACUCCCUUGUUUCAUGGAAGUCCAAGAAGUAG
This is a messenger RNA of Juglans regia (Persian walnut), 474 nucleotides long. RefSeq lists its product as uncharacterized. NCBI's taxonomy places the organism in Eukaryota, Viridiplantae, Streptophyta, Magnoliopsida, Fagales, Juglandaceae. The coding region runs from base 1 to 474 and encodes 157 amino acids. The record is from RefSeq and is a predicted model, not a curated record. The transcript has a single exon.